AGGGUUUCACGGCUUCACACACACAAACUUUGCCAAAGAGUGCAGAAAGUGCGGCGGCUAGGUCACUGGGGAAAACAGGCAAAGGACGCUCUGGUUUGUGGUGACUUUUACCCAUAAAGCUUGAAUGCAAUUUGAUUGGAAUAAUGAUAUUAACAUAGGAAUGUGACCGGAGACUGAAAACCAAAGGUGAUGGACUGACUGUUUGCAUUUCCUCGGAGGAUACAGAAAUGUUCAUUACCAGAUCCUUUAGGAGCUUUCUCCCUUCUGCAAUCCGAAUGCUGAUUCAUGAUGGAAAAAGAGCCAGAGGCACUUCGGGGAUGGUUGGAGGAUACAAGCAAGCUCAAAUUGUGAUAUUGCACAAGUUCCUGGCUGAUGAUUUUGAAAAAUUCUGCCAUGCAAACAGUGGCCCAUUGCCAUUACUAUACAGGAGUCAACCAGGAGAAUGGAAAUAUCCUAAAGACAACUCCGAUAUUGGAACGGACUGCCCUCAGUAUUGUAGACAUGAAUUGGGAAACUUCACUGGCAAUGUACCUGAUCUACUGGAGUACUCAAAAGAGUUGGAGGAGAUGGUGACUUUCUACUUGGGUGGCAGCUUUUCUGUUGAACAGAUGCUUCUAAAGGCAGGAGUUCCACUCAGGCACGUCGAACAAAAUCGCACCAUAAGCAUGUAUAAGACGUCGGUGCCGUGUCGUGAGGUGGGCAGGUUUCAGUGUAACAUGGUGGUCUCCGUGACGCCUGUCCCAGAGGGAAAACUCGACGCUGUCGCACAAGCCACCCACCCAGCAAGAGAUGUUCAUGGGGCUCCAGUUCAUAUUGGCCACCCUGGAUUAAUUGGAAUCCAGGAUCUGUCCAGACCAGACUAUGGGGAUCCAGUUCAGCCUCAUCAAGGAGACGUCCCUGUGUUCUGGGCCUGUGGGGUGACAGGGGUGGAAGCUGUACAGAGCUGCAAACCUCCUCUGGCAUUCACCUACUCUCCUGGCAGGAUGUUCAUCACUGACUAUAAAAGGAACGAGUCCAGUCCUGUUCCCAACACUGACCCGCCAGAGACCGUACAGACCUUCUGCAUCUCCCAGAACCCUCUGCACUACAGUGUUGCCUCUGCUGCUGCAGUUCAGAAGAUCAGGGCCCUGGAGUGUCACAUUGGGUCUGACCCAGGUGACCGAGGUAUAAAAGCCCUGUUCAUCCAAGACGAGCUGCUGAAGGCCUCCCUCUGCAUGUCUCAUGCAGCCUCAGUUCUCAUCACUACCGGGUUCCCGACCCAUUUCAACCAGGACCCUCCAGAGGAAACUGAUGGACCUCCAGGUGCCAUCGCCAUGGCAGCCAUGCUCCAGGCCCUGAAGAAACAGGUUGCUAUAGUAACCGACCACCGGUCCUUAGAAAUGAACAAGAAGAUUAUUGAGGAUGCUGUUGAACAAGGCAUCUUAAGAACUCAAGUACCACUGCUCAGCUUCCAAGACGAUAGUCAGGAUUCAACUCUGAGGUUCCUGUGUCAAGAUGGCAACCCCCAGACACCCAGGUAUGACCACUUGGUGGCAAUAGAGCGUGCUGGCAGGGCUGCGGAUGGAAACUACUACAACAUGAGGAAAGUGAAUAUCAAACACCUGGUCGACCCCAUAGAUACUCUGUUCACAUCGGCAAGCACAAUCCCAGGCAUCAUGACAACAGGUAUCGGAGACGGAGGCAAUGAGCUGGGGAUGGGAAAGGUGAAGGAAGCAGUGAGGAAGUUCAUGCCACAUGGGGAGCUGGUAGCUUGUGACGUUGGAGCUGACUUUGCUAUUACUGCAGGUGUUUCAAACUGGGGGGGCUAUGCGGUGUCCUGUGCUCUCUACAUCCUGAACUGCUGUCCAAUUCACGACAGAUAUCUCCGGAAGGCAGUUGGGUUCCCCAGACACUCGGAGCAGGAUUCCUGGGCCUCAGCACUUCCAACAGUCACUAAGGAAGAGAAGCUGCUGGAAAUCCUGGUGAAGUACGGGAUUCGGAGUGGCAAAACUGGAAAUCUGGGAAUGGAGGUGGACGGCCUGCCUUUCUAUGACACUCACUCUGCUAUGAUCCAGCAGCUUCGCGAUAUCACACUGCAGCCAGUGGCAAUGGCAUGACAAGCCCAGCAACACUUUGUAAAACAUUUUUCAAUAUUGCUUCCAAAGAGUUCCUGAACUUUGUUAUUUUUUAAGAUAGAGCGCCAAAUAGGAAUACAAAUAAAUAGCUCAAAUGGCCUUUUUACUGAAGAAUUGUAUAGAGAAAGUUCCCUUUCAGGGACAUGAUUGUAGCCAAGAACUUUAAUAACACAUAGACACUGAAUACAUCGUUGGUCAUUUCAUUUAGCAAAAUAAUAUCCAUUGGGAUGUUGUAAGGAUGUUUUUGUGAAGUUAUACUGCUUGAAUUAUUCUAGACUAUUCUUUGCAUUCAUGUAGCCAGACUGUAUUUUGGGGAGUUGUGUGAACUGACAUAAUGUGGUUCCUGGGAGGUGCAUGGGUGAUCGUCAUUGUUUUGAAGAGGUGGUGAUUGCUUGUCCUGAAGUGAGUAACAUAUCUUCAGUGGUACAUAACCACCUUUGAUUGCGUUAUCGCCAAUCAGCAUAUUGCCUGACAUCUCUCAUUGCCAUUGUUGCCCAGCACACAAUGGUGCCACUCCUGUUUCAAAGAGUCAGUCUUUUUCUCAAGCAAGACAGCUAACUGAACUGUAUUGUCUCAAAUAUAUUUAUGCCUGUAUGUAUCUGUGUGCCUCACUCACAACCAACAAUAGAGCCCUGGAGAGAACCUGAUUGUUCCAUUGUUUAACAUGAAUAUAUAAAUGUGCUUGUAGAAGUGUUAAGUGUUUCAUAUAUGCAUUGUAUGCUAUGUAAAAAUGUACUUCAUGUAACGUCUAUAUCUAUAAACUUUAUUUUGCGGUUUUAAUACUA
This is a messenger RNA of Acipenser ruthenus (sterlet), 2899 nucleotides long. Its product is annotated as D-glutamate cyclase, mitochondrial-like. Lineage: Eukaryota; Metazoa; Chordata; Actinopteri; Acipenseriformes; Acipenseridae. Gene Ontology annotation, molecular function: D-glutamate cyclase activity. Gene Ontology annotation, biological process: glutamate metabolic process. The transcript has 14 exons. The record is from RefSeq and is a predicted model, not a curated record. Bases 228 to 2096 code for a protein of 622 amino acids.